AUGGCGGCUUUAAUAAAUUAUAGACCGGACCAAAGUUAUCGUUCAGUUGAAAAUUAUAGUUUUAGUGCUAUAAAUGAAACAGUGCAGCCACAAUCUCAGUUUGAACCAGUAGAUAUAUACUCAAUGAAUUCAAGUGACAUGCAAAAUAAUGAAAAAACAUCGAGAAUUCGUGAUUUCUUUCUUCGGUGCUGUUCGUGUUGUUGUAGUUCUACGUCUAAUGAUAAUAAUGAUUCUCCAUUAGAUGGCUCUAAUUCAGCUCUAGUGGGACAUGUUGGCCGUAGUUAUACCUUAAAUACAGAGGCAAUCAAUCCAGUGGUGCAACGCGCAGUCCCAACCGUUACUAUUACUAAAGUAAUAGAUAACGACUCUAUAAAAUCUACACAACUCUUGUUAAACAGUGAAAAAGAUGCAAGUCCUACUUUUGCUAAAAUUAAAGUGAAAAAAGAAAAGGGAAGUCAAAGUGAAAGUUUAUAUGAUUCAGGACAUAAUAGUAGAAGCAGCACCCUUAAAACUGGUGAGAAAGCGUCAUUCAUUCGCGAAAUUUUGAACUGUCGGGAUUCUUUUAUAAGGUCUUUAGAAUUGUGCGACAAUUCCCUUACGAGAGGCAAAAAGUAUCGUUUCAUAGUGCGUGAUGAUUGGUUAGACGAAGAAAACAAUGAUGAAGUCUACAUGUCGGAAGCGAUGUCAUCUCCUGGUCACGCCACGCUCCCAAAACGCUCUAACUCACCGCUGCCCAAUGAACGAGACUUGGACAGAGAUAGGUUCCCUAUCAACAGAAGCGGCUUACAAGCGCGAUCUGAGUCCAUGGCAUCAGUUUAUUCAGGAGCCGGUGAGGGCUUGCGAGGGAGCGUGACCGUGCGUGGAGAAGUGCAGUUCUCACUUGUGUAUAACUAUAGACUAGGGGCUUUAGAGGUAGGAGUCAAGCGUUGCAGAGAUCUGGCACCUAUUGAUGUCAAGCGAAACCGCUCGGAUCCUUAUGUUAAGGUGUACUUGUUACCCGACAAGUCCAAGGCUGGCAAACGGAAGACGAAGGUGAAGAAGAACACGUUGAGUCCCGUGUUCGAGGAGACGCUGACAUUCUCGCAGCCGCUGAGCUCGCUGUCCUCACGCACGCUGUGGCUGAGCGUGUGGCACGCGGAUAUGUUCGGCCGUAACGACUUCCUCGGGGAGGUGACGCUGCCGCUAGCCGACGUCGUUUUUGACGACCCCGCGCCUAUGUGGUAUAAGCUUCACGAGAGGACGGAGCAGUUCGACGAGCAACAAGGCUCUCGCGGAGACCUAAUCAUAGGUCUGAAGUUCGAGUUGCAAGACGCGGCGCGUGGGAAGGGCACGCUCCACGUACUUGUGAAGGAAGCCAAGAAUCUCGUCGCUACUAAACCUAACGGACUUGCUGACGUAUUUUGUAAAAGCUACUUGCUACCGGAGCGCGGUCGUCUCACCAAGCAGAAGACGAGCGUGUGUCGGCGCACGCUGCACCCGCGCUGGGAGCACACGUUCACGUACCGCGGCGUGGGCGCGCGGGAGCUCGCGACGCGCGCGCUGGAGCUCAGCCUGUGGGACCGGGAUCGUAUCGCCUCUAAUGACUUUAUGGGCGCCGUGCGCCUUUCUCUUGGCACUGGUACAUACAUGGGCGCAAGCGUAAACUGGAUGGACAGCGUGGGCAAGGAGAUAUCGCUGUGGCAGACCAUGAUGCAACGUCCAAACUUCUGGGUCGAAGGCUCUCUGCCCUUACGACCUCAGCUCAAUAAC
This is a messenger RNA of Brenthis ino (lesser marbled fritillary), 1749 nucleotides long. The record is from the annotation of a GenBank genome assembly. NCBI's taxonomy places the organism in Eukaryota, Metazoa, Arthropoda, Insecta, Lepidoptera, Nymphalidae.